Messenger RNA from Lathyrus sativus (Indian pea), 561 nucleotides. The record is from the annotation of a GenBank genome assembly. NCBI's taxonomy places the organism in Eukaryota, Viridiplantae, Streptophyta, Magnoliopsida, Fabales, Fabaceae.
AUGGUGAAUGAAGGUAUCCAUACUGAGACCUUAGCUCUGGUUGAGUCACAUCUUUUCGAGAAUCGGCUUAUUGAUGCUAGCCAACAUCAGACAUCUUCAUAUGCUACCACAACAUCUGGACCUGAAGCUAUAUCAUGGACUGUUCAAAGCUCCACGGCAAAUGGAGUUUAUUCUAAUCCAACCUACCAGUACGAUCAGCAUCCGCAGCCACCUGAAAAAAAUGUUCAAGAAGGUCAAAGUGUAUCAUCAGUUGCUGGUAAUACAUCAAAUUUGGGAACAGCUAAUACACCGCAAGGUUACAAUGCAUACACAUCAUAUGCAAAUUCUUCUAAUCCAUAUGGUUAUGGAAGCAGUACGGGAUACUCAGGCUACUAUAACAGCUAUCAGCAGCAGCAACCUAAUCAUGCUUAUUCACAGCCUAUAGGAGCAUAUCAAAAUGCAGACUACUGGAGAUUACCAAAACAACAAUGGAUACACAAAUCAAGCGCCGGUGUGGAACAAUGGCAGUUAUUCAAGUUAUUCCUCUCAUCCAUAUACAAGUUACGCACCAGAUUCCAAUAG